UGGGUAAAAGGGAGGGCCGUUGUUUACCAUGGCGACAGCGACGCUACUGCGUGCUGAUCAUUUCCAAAUAGUGCGUUUAGUACUAUUUGUUAUAAUAUUAAUAGAUUUUGUUAACUGCCAGCAGUUUAUAAUCUCAUUUAAGUCUCCUUCGAAUUGUGGUGUGGAAGAAUUCUUCGACAUCUCAAGUCUGUCUUGCGCGAACUGCGGUUCAAAUCAACGUCGGAGCACAACAGGACUGAGCUGCGUUUGCCAAGCUGGGUACAAAACCACAAAUAUCAACACUGAAAAGGUGUCCAUUGCUUGUGAGCCUUGUCCCACUGACAAGCUUGCGGUGACAAAAGAUGGAUUUGGGUGCAUUCGCUGUCCAGGCAGGCUCAGUGAUGAGGGCAAGUGUCAGUGUCCUCCAGGCAAUAUCCUGGUGGAAAGGGACAUCAAUGGAAACUUUUUGGAUGAGGCCAAGUGUGAAUCAUGCAAUGGAAACAGUCCUGCUUUGUCUGCACCAAACAUAAGUGGAGACAGGUGUGACAGAUGUCACGCUACCUUCAGUAACACCUCCUGCAUGUGUACAUCUCCUAAUAUCCUGGCAGGAGGAUUAUGUUUACCUGCAAGCAACCUGCCCACUAAUGUCAAUCCCAGUGUCAACUAUGCUCAGUUGAAGUUCAGCAUCCAGUCUGCCUGGUUUGUGGAAAACCUCUACUCCUCCUCAGCAGCAUGCCUUCAAUUCUCCAACCUAACAGCGUGUCAGGCUCUUGGGAACAUGUGUGUGAUAAACAUGCACUCCUUCAGUGAUCAAUCCACUGAUGCUUGUGGUCUCUUUAACACUAUCUUCCGAUUAAAGGCUCCUCUGAGUUCAGUUCAAGAUAUUUCUUACUGGCGAGUUAAUCUGCCUUGGCUUUACUAUGGCGAAGAACCAGGGCUCGCUAGUCGAGUGCUUCAGUCUGAUCCUGUUCCCACUUCAUUCAGUUUCAGAGGAAGAAAAAAAAACACUGACAUUCAACUGCUUGCUGCUGUCUAUAAUAUCAGGGGGGAGUUCCUUAGAUGGGAACAAGUAGGCGGAAGUAACCUGCAGAUUUGUCCAGAACGGGCUACCAAACGGGCAGCAGCCUUUAGCUUUGGAACCGCUUAUCAAGAAAGUUGUGAUCUCUCAGUUGCAGAACUGUUAGUUUUGCAUCCUGAACCAUUGUUCUAUGAUGUUUUUAUGGACUUGGGUGGAGGAGAGAACAGAAAAGUCCUUCCCUUGCCAACACUUAUCAAAAACCAGCAACGCAAUGGACGUUUUAUCAAUCAAGAGAACAUGAGGAACUGGUACCUGUCUCGACGAAUGUUUCUUGUGGACACAAUGAGUGGAAGAGAGAAGAGCAUAAACUCUUCACCUAAAGUCAUCCGUGUUGCCACAAGUGUCAGCAUAAGUUUCCAGCUGGUUCCACGAACCCAAGAGGGACAGAUAUUUCCGCCUCUCAUGACUGUGACCUACACUGAUGUUCUGAUCACAGAUAUAAAUACUCAAACUUUGUCUAUAACAUUUGCUGUUCAAUAUGAGAUGGAUCAGAGUGAAGCUCGAACAAAAACAGAUACAGCUCUUGGCGUGCUGGGUGGAGUGGCUGUACUUUACUCACUGCUGAAGACAGUUAGCUGGAAGAGGAGGAUUGCCUCUCCACUUGUUGACAUGGAGACGAUGCUGAAGUUUCUGUUGUUUUAUGCUGGUGACCUGGCCAAUGUUUUCUUUGCUGUUACUGUGGGAAGUGGACUCUACUGGCUCAUCUUUUACAAGACACUAAAGGCCCAGCAGUUUGUAUCAGUGCUGUUGCCACUGCCUACUCAAGAGGAGCAGUUUGUCACGUACAUUGGUUGUGCCUUCGCUCUCAAGGCAGUCCAGUUUCUCCACAAGCUGAUCUUGCAAGUGUCCAUUGAUAUAUUUCUGAUUGACUGGGAGAGACCACGAAGUAAAGCUAGCAGAACUGUACAAGCUACUGGGGAGACAAAACGUGAACCUUCUCCAGUCAGCAUCUGGAGGACCUAUUUUGUGGCAAAUGAGUGGAACGAGCUUCAAACCAUUCGCAAGAUCAGUCCAACUUUUCAGAUCAUGGCUGUGCUCUUCUUUCUUGAAGUGCUGGGUUUCUCUAACUUGGCUUUGAGAGACCCCUGGGCAACUCUAGAGCGGCCCCCACAGGCAUAUACUCCUCCUUAUAGCCUUAUUCUGCGCUACGGUCUGGCAGCCACACUUUGGCUCUGCAUUGGACUCCUGCAGGUGAUUUUCUUCACUGUCUUUUAUGAGCACUUUGUGGAGGACAAAAUCCGCCAGUUUGUGGAUCUCUGCUCUGUCAGCAAUAUUUCUGUACUUCUGUUUUCUCAUCGCUGCUUUGGCUACUACAUCCAUGGCCGUUCAGUACAUGGGCAUGCAGACACAAACAUGGAAGAAAUGAACAACAAUCUGAAGAGAGAACGUGAGUCACUAUGUGGUCAGAGGGGUCUACUUCCAAACACUGAUGUUCAGACCUUCCAGGUGUCUUUUUCAAACCAUCUGAGGCUGCAGUAUGACAGGAUACAGGAUUCAAUCAGCAGGAGGAACAGACCAUCACGCCUGAUGGACGCAUCUGCAGCCAACUUAUCAGAACUGCAGUUCAGAGCCUACAACACCAUGAAUCACUUCCUGGGAUCAUUUAUUGACCAUGCCCACCCUGACAUGGACUACAUAGUAAAGGACAAGCUGACCCUGGAGAGGGUCAUAGGAAUGGAGUUUCUUGAAGCAAGUGAGAAGACUAUUUUUUACAAUGAUGAAGCCCACUCCUUCAGCGAUUUGCUCUUUUAUGGAAAUGAGGCCACACUGCUGAUCUUUGACACUUUGUUCUUUUGUGUCGUGGACCUGGGAUCUCAGAGCUUCGUGCUUGCAGCUGUGCUUACAUAUGUGCAGCAAAUGAUAUUUUGCUUCAUCCGAAACACUCUUGGAAGAAAGAACCUUGCCAGCAAAACUCUGGUGGAUCAGAGAUUUCUUAUAUAAAUGUCUGCUGUUAUUUCAACGUUUCAAUGUUGUGUUGUGGAAAUUCUCACAAAAAUUUUUACUGUUGUGAAUAAUUUUUCAUACUUUUCAUUACCUUUAUAAUUUUUUCACUGCUGUUUUACAAGGUAAAUAUAUUUUUGGGAAAUAUGUCAGUUUUUUUACUGAUUAAAU
Molecule: messenger RNA, 3169 nt
Organism: Melanotaenia boesemani (Boeseman's rainbowfish)
Lineage: Eukaryota; Metazoa; Chordata; Actinopteri; Atheriniformes; Melanotaeniidae
Gene: tmem67
Product: transmembrane protein 67
Exons: 29
Coding region: 29-2998 (989 amino acids)
Biological process (GO): cilium assembly
Cellular component (GO): MKS complex; ciliary transition zone
Source: RefSeq, a predicted model, not a curated record